Messenger RNA from Drosophila gunungcola (fruit fly), 445 nucleotides. RefSeq lists its product as uncharacterized. Lineage: Eukaryota; Metazoa; Arthropoda; Insecta; Diptera; Drosophilidae. The record is from RefSeq and is a predicted model, not a curated record.
AUGCAGAUACUCGAACAUCUACACAAGCACCCACAUAGAAGCGGUAUUUGUAUUGGAAGGCGCCGCGCAUCCAACGGGCCACCACACUCACCUCGUCCAUGUCCCUGCCGGCGGAGUGCCUGGUCCUCUCCGUGUCCAUGCCCUCGCUCAACUCGGAGCCCAAACGUCCCAAGAGUGCCGGUCCCAAGAAGAAGCCCGGCCAGGCCGUCCACACAAAGCCAUUCCGCCUUCCAAGGAGCUGCUCCACAUGUUGCACGAGACGUCACCCAAUCGAAGCACUCAGAGAUUUGCGCACAAGUUGAUAUCUAGGCACGCACUUCUAAAAAAAAAACAUACAUACGCAGAAUACAUUUUAUCAAACCGUUGAUUGUUUAGAACCGAAAAUCGAAACGUGGCAUUUACAACAAAAUAAACGACUAACUGAGAGGCAAAGUUAAGCACAAAA